Messenger RNA from Doryrhamphus excisus (bluestripe pipefish), 1549 nucleotides. It is a transcript of the gene ckmb, whose product is annotated as creatine kinase, muscle b. NCBI's taxonomy places the organism in Eukaryota, Metazoa, Chordata, Actinopteri, Syngnathiformes, Syngnathidae. Gene Ontology annotation, molecular function: creatine kinase activity. The record is from RefSeq and is a predicted model, not a curated record. Gene Ontology annotation, biological process: phosphocreatine biosynthetic process.
CAAGGGGUUCGCUCAGCCAGUCGGGGCGGAGGUCCCGGUAUAAAAGUGGGAGUCCAACACCUGGUACACUCGGGCAACCCCUACACUCGGUGGACAGGAUCUGAUCCCGGGAUCUGUUAUCUCCUUUCUUUUCUCCCAAGCAGUCGGAGCAGGAAUCGCAGCCAUGGCAGCCAAGAACUGUCACAAUGACUACAAGAUGAAGUUCUCUGUAGAUGAUGAGUUCCCUGACCUGUCCCUGCACAACAACCACAUGGCUAAGGUGCUGAACAAGGACAUCUACAACAAGCUGAGAGGCAAGUCCACCCCCAGCGGUUUCACCCUGGAUGACGUCAUCCAGACCGGCGUGGACAACCCCGGCCACCCCUUCAUCAUGACUGUCGGCUGCGUCGCUGGUGAUGAGGAGUCCUAUGAGUACUUCAAGGAGCUGCUGGACCCCGUCAUCUCUGACCGUCAUGGUGGCUACAAGCCCACCGACAAGCACAAGACCGACCUGAACUUCGAGAACCUGAAGGGCGGAGAUGACCUGGACCCCAACUACGUGCUGUCCAGCCGUGUGCGUACCGGCCGCAGCAUCAAGGGAUUCACCCUGCCCCCCCACAACAGCCGUGGCGAGCGUAGAGCCAUCCAGAAGCUGUCCAUUGAGGCCCUGGCCAGCCUGGAGGGCGAGUUCAAGGGCAAGUACUACCCCCUGGACGGCAUGACCGAUGCCGAGCAGGAGCAGCUGAUCGCUGAUCACUUCCUGUUUGACAAGCCUGUGUCCCCCCUGCUGACCUGUGCUGGUAUGGCCCGGGACUGGCCUGACGCCAGAGGCAUCUGGCACAACGACAACAAGACCUUCCUGGUGUGGGUGAAUGAGGAGGAUCACCUGCGUGUCAUCUCCAUGCAGAAGGGAGGCAACAUGAAGGAGGUCUUCAGGCGCUUCUGCGUGGGCCUGCAGAAGAUUGAGGAGAUCUUCAAGAAGCACAACCACGGCUUCAUGUGGAACGAGCAUCUGGGCUACAUCCUCACCUGCCCCUCCAACUUGGGCACCGGCCUGCGCGGUGGAGUGCACGUCAAGCUGCCCAAGCUCAGCACGCAUGCCAAGUUCGAGGAGAUCCUGACCAGACUGCGCCUGCAGAAGCGUGGCACAGGUGGCGUGGACACAGCCUCCGUGGGUGGCGUGUUCGACAUCUCCAACGCCGACCGUCUGGGCUCAUCUGAGGUGGAGCAGGUCCAGAUGGUGGUGGACGGCGUCAAGCUGAUGGUGGAGAUGGAGAAGAAGCUGGAGAAGGGAGAGUCCAUCGAUGACAUGAUCCCUGCCCAGAAGUAAAGUGGACGGACGACAGUGACUAUUUGUUGUUGUUUUUUUUAUAUCACAAAAACAAAAAUGAACGGGUAGCCUUGUUGUUAAAGUCUUUGAUGGACUUUGUGUAACAGAUCUUCCUUUUCUCCAACUCCUUUGUACCAUCCUGGGAUCAAUCCAUCCGUUAUCUCAUGUACGCAACGUGAGGAAUUAUUUUUCUGGUUGUAAAUUAGAACUGGACAAAUAAACAAUGCCCCAUUUAACAAA